AUGGCUUCUUUAAAGUUUUCUUGCCCUGCAACCACCAUUUCUGGAUCUCAGGGAUUUAAAAAUUCCAGACCUUUUGAUGCACUGCAUUGUGGUAAUCUGUAUUCUGUGAAUGGCUGCCCUUUACAAUCCUUUAAUCAUCCUAGUGCUAAAGUGGGAUUCACUACCAAGGCCAAUGGAAGAGUUAAAUCUUUUGUGUUAUUUGGUGAAGGUGGCCUUCUCCCCAAUGCAAGAGGCAAAAAACUUUCUUGUAAUGCUCUUAUCAGUGACGUGUCUGGUGGAGUUGAAGUACAGCCUGAUUCUGUAGAUUUUGGAGUACUUGCAGCAGAUAUGGCUUUGACAACCAGUGGUUUUGCUGUUAAAGAUGAUGAAUUUGACCUGGACCAGCCAUCAAAAGGUUUCUCAUCUAUUACAGCGGCCAUUGAAGACAUUCGUCAAGGAAAGAUGGUUGUAGUCGUAGAUGAUGAAGAUAGAGAAAAUGAAGGAGACAUAAUAAUGGCUGCAUCAAAAGUUACUCCGGAGGCCAUGGCUUUCUUUGUGAAGCAUGGAACUGGAAUUGUUUGUGUGAGCAUGAAAGAGGAAGACUUGGAAAGAUUGCAGCUUCCCCUCAUGGUAUCUCUUAAGGAAAAUGAGGAGAAACUUUGUACUGCAUUCACCGUUUCGGUGGACGCAAAACAUGGUACAACCACCGGAGUAUCAGCAAGAGACAGGGCAACAACGAUAUUAGCUCUUGUAUCAAAAGAGUCAAAGCCUGAGGAUUUCAAUCGCCCUGGCCACAUAUUCCCAUUGAAGUACAGAGAGGGUGGUGUUUUGAAAAGAGCCGGACACACAGAAGCUUCUAUGGAUCUUGCCAUGUUAGCAGGAUUAGAACCUGUUGGAGUUCUAUGUGAGGUUGUUGAUGAUGACGGUUCUAUGGCUAGAUUGCCUAAGCUUCGGCAAUUUGUUCAGCAAGAAAACCUCAAGAUUAUAUCUAUUGCUGACUUAAUAAGAUAUAGGAGGAAAAGAGAUAGAUUAGUGGAGCACACAUCUGCUGCUCAGAUACCUACUAUGUGGGGCCCGUUCAAUGCCCAUUGUUACAGGUCUAUUAUAGAUGGAAUUGAGCAUAUUGCCAUGGUUAAGGGCGAUAUUGGUGAUGGACUUGACGUUCUAGUCAGAGUGCACUCAGAAUGUCUUACUGGGGAUAUAUUUGGAUCAGCUAGGUGUGACUGUGGGAGCCAGCUGGCACUCGCCAUGCAACAGAUUGAGGCUACUGGCAGAGGUGUCUUGGUUUACCUCCGGGGGCAUGAGGGAAGGGGAAUUGGUUUGGGCCACAAGCUUCGUGCAUACAACCUGCAAGAUGCUGGGCGUGACACCGUUGAAGCAAAUGAGGAGCUUGGUUUGCCUGUCGAUUCAAGGGAGUAUGGGAUCGGUGCACAGAUAUUAAGAGAUCUUGGGGUUAGAACUAUGAAGCUGAUGACAAAUAAUCCUGCGAAGUACAGCGGGCUAAAGGGCUAUGGUUUAGCUGUUGCAGGAAGAGUUCCCCUUCUGACUCCCAUCACGAAGGAGAACAAGAGAUAUCUAGAGACAAAACGUGCUAAGAUGGGCCACAUUUAUGGCUUCGGAACCAAUGGCCUCCCUAACCUUAUCAACGAUGGACUUAAGAGCAAGAGGGAGGCUACCAGUAUUCUUAUCCAAAUCAAGAAUGUGAUAAAAAUGGAAAAAGAGUAUUCUCUCGAUUCAUUUGCUCAUCCCAAAUUUAUAUAUGAUUCUUCCUGA
Fraxinus pennsylvanica is the source of this 1752-nucleotide messenger RNA. The record is from the annotation of a GenBank genome assembly. Lineage: Eukaryota; Viridiplantae; Streptophyta; Magnoliopsida; Lamiales; Oleaceae.